GUACCUUUAUUCUACAUACACUAGGCACGAUUCAAACCAUCGUCUGCAGGAACCUGAUAUUACCCGCCAGCACUCCGCACGACCCCAACAUGUCCUCGUCCGACUAGAUGCGGAGAAUGUCGCAGUACCAGUGGAAGCACGAUGCUGGUCCACAUAGAUUCCGUCGCUCGUGGAGUGACUGUUGGUUCUAUUGAUGGGAUCUGAGAUUAUAUCCCCGGACUCUAUGUCCUAAUAAGUGGGUUUCUUGGAAAAAGUAGAGAUGAGUGGAUGGGAUGAUGGGUUCGCGAUCACACCGUACCCGAGUUUCUGGCACCAUAUAAAGGAGUGCCGAUCCGCCUACUUUCGCGAAUGACCAUUGAGAUGCUUUUGUACAUCUAGUCUGGUGUCCCGGCCGCUGGACUUUUGAAUCCCUCGCUUGAAAUCUGGGACCAGUAGGCCAAACUCUCCAGACCGAGAUACCUGCGAGGAUAAUGGCUUCAUUCAUAUGGCUGGCCCUAGCCACAUGGGCCACGCUCAUCGCGGCCCUCGGACAAAAGCCCAUCGUCUCUUUCACACGCAGUCCGAAGGCGUUCCAAAUCGCCGGCGGGAGCCUUUCAAAGCCCCAGAUCCGCGUUUCCAGCGACGAUAGCUGGGGCGUGAUCCGCGCGGCGGGGGAUCUGGCGGUUGACUUUGGCCGCGUCACGGGGAGGAAUUUCACGCUUAGCAAUGGUGAGAAGGGAGGCGAGGCGGCGGUGUAUGAGUAUGCGGUUGUUAGUGCGAAUUACACGCAUUACUCGACCAACGGCACGGGACAUUUCACCGGGCCAGAGUAUACCGAUCCAUCACCCAAAGACACGGUGAUUAUCGCGGGCACCCUAGGCCGCUCACGCAUCAUCGACGAUCUAGUCAAAGCCGGCAAACUCAAAGUCACCGAAAUACAAGGAAAAUGGGAAUCCUUCGUGACCCAGAUUGUCGAGGAUCCGAUUCGCGGCUGUCCGCGAGCCGUCGUCAUAGCCGGCAGCGACCCGCGCGGAACCAUCUUCGGACUAUACGACGUCAGCGAGCAAAUCGGGGUCAGCCCAUGGUACUGGUGGGCCGACGUCCCGAUCCCUCGGCACAAAGACAUCUUCAUCCUCUCUUCACGAAAAGUCCAGGGCCCUCCAUCCGUCAAAUACCGCGGGCUAUUCCUGAACGACGAGCAGCCUGGCUUAUCAGGCUGGGUGCAACAGAACUACGACGACACGCCUUUCGGCGUCGGGUAUAACGCGCAUUUCUACGUGAACGUAUUCGAGCUUCUACUCCGGCUGCGCGCGAAUUACUUGUGGCCUGCGAUAUGGGGGUCGAUGUUCGAGGUCGAUGAUACCGCGAACCAGCCACUUGCCGACGCGUGGGAGAUUGUGCUGGGGAGCUCGCAUACGGAGCCGAUGAUGCGCGCGCAGAACGAGUUCGGGACGUUUUAUAUCAACGAGGGCCUCGGACCAUGGGCGUACGAGCAGAAUAACGCGACUAUUGAUGAGUACUUCGUGUACGGCGCGCAAAGAGCGAAGCCGUAUGCUAAUAAUAGUUUGUUUACGAUGGGCAUGCGAGGGACUGGGGAUACGGCUAUUGCGGGCCUUGGUGUUGAUGCUAUUGUCGCUUUGCUGGAGGCUGUGGUGAAGAGUCAGAGAAACGUCAUCGAGAGCGUCCUGGAUACCGAUGUCCCGCAGAUGUGGUGUCUGUAUAAAGAGGUCAUGUCGUAUAUACAGGAGGGACUGAGAAUCCCCGAAGAUAUCACGCUGUUGUGGGCUGAUGAUAAUUGGGGAAAUGUGCGAAGAGUGCCUAUUGAUGAUGAGAAAACAAGACCGGGCGGCGCUGGAGUUUACUACCAUUUCGACUAUGUUGGUGAUACUAGGGAUUAUAAGUGGAUUAAUACGAUUCAGCUGGAGAAGACGGCUGAGCAGAUGCAGCUUGCUUACGCCCAUGGAGCGGACAGGAUAUGGAUCGUCAAUGUGGGAGACUUGAAGCCUCUGGAGAUUCCCAUAAACCAUUUCCUAGACAUGGCAUACGAUAUCGAACAAUGGGGAGUAAGCGAUGUGGGCAAUUGGACCACUGCGUGGGCGACGCGGGAGUUCGGGCCAAAACAAGCAGCGGAAAUCACGGACAUCAUGACGCGAUUUGGCAUGUAUGCAGCACGAAGGAAGUUUGAGCUCGUCGAGCCGUACAUUUACUCCGUGGUGAAUUACAACGAAGGAGAUGCUAUACUUCAGCAAUGGCAGGCCUUGGUGGACGAUGCCCAAGCUGUCUAUGACAAGUUUGGAGAGGCGUAUCAGCCGGCGUUUUUUGAAAUGGUUCUGCACCCGAUCCUGGGAGGGCAGAUCAUUCACCAGGUGCACAUUGGCGCCGAGAAGAACAUGGUAUAUGCUAAUCAACAUAGAAACUCUGCAAAUGAUAUGAUCACUGAUGUUCUGGCUCACUUUAAAGCCGAUGGUGAACUUACGGCGAGAUGGGACAGCCUCCUGGGGGGUAAAUGGAAACGGAUGCUUGAUCAAACACACUUUGGAUAUGACGGUUACUGGCAACAGCCCAUGCGCAACGUGUUACCUGCAAUGGCUUAUGUGCAGAGUGCUGUGUCAUCUAUUGCAGGUAAUGUUGGCAUUGCAGUGGAAGGACUGAACGCCAGUAUUCCUGGCGAUGAUAAGUAUCACGCAAACUCAGGGAAUACCCUCGUUCUCCCGCCCCUCGAUCCAUAUGGACCGUCAACACGGUGGUUUGAUGUAUUCUCGCGGGGAACGAUGGAUUGCGAUUGGACAGCUACGGUUGAUAUAUCGUGGGUGAAGCUGUCGCAGAGUAAGGGGACGAUAGGGCCGGGAAACGGCACCGACACGCGUGUGCUUGUAUCAGUCGAUUGGUCGGCCGCUGAUAGCACGACGGCCAAUAUCACAUUUACUGCGGGAUGUGGGAAAGAAGGGUUUACUAGCUGGUAUAGCUCACCAACUGUCCAGGUUCCCAUAAACGUGCGUAAGAUACCCUCGAGCUUCACGGACGGUUUUGUCGAGUCGGACAAGACAGUAGCUAUCGAAGCCCCGAACUACCAACGCAUACACAAGCCAUCGAGCGCGACAGGCUCAAACGUAACAUAUCUUACCCUUGAGAACUACGGGAGGACAUCAGGAGGAGUCACGUUAUGGCCCCAGACAACAACCCCCCAAACACCGAGUACAGCACCUGCAUUAGAGUACGACGUGUACCUAUUCACAGCGAUGCCCAAAGUCAAAGUGACGCUCUACCUCUCGCCCACUCAGAACUACCUCUCAGACAAGACACCCCUAGAGUUCGCGGUGUCGCUAUUCUUGGCAGGAGAAGCACAGGCCGAGCCGCAAGUGGUCCGUUUCGUGCCCGACAGCAUUGGCCCGAACAUGCCGGCGGGCUGGGGCCGAGCGGUGGGCGACUCGAUCUGGGGCCUCGAUCCUCACCACAACACGACGACGCGGUGGGACGUGGCGAGCAAGGGGGCAUAUACGCUGCGCGUCUGGGGCCUCGCGCCAAGCGUCAUUGUGCAGAAGAUCGUGGUGGACUUGGGUGGUGUGCGUCCGAGUUAUCUCGGGCCGCCUGAGAGCUUCCUCGUCGGGAGAGAUCAGUAUGGCGCGAAUCACCGCACGAGCUUUGCUUCGACGCUGUAACGAAGACAGCAGAGUACCAUUACUUUUUGACAGUAAGGAAGGACAUGUUCUCUGAGGUAAAACAUUGUUUUAGGAAUAGCAAGAUAAUAAUAGAAUUUAAUCAUACCUCAGGAUAAUUUGAUCGAUCAAUUCAUCGCGUUGUCUCAGGAUGCGCUGUUCAGUCGCUAUUGGCCACGUGCUGUAGACUGG
This is a messenger RNA of Xylaria bambusicola, 3827 nucleotides long. RefSeq lists its product as uncharacterized. The coding region runs from base 471 to 3638 and encodes 1055 amino acids. The record is from RefSeq and is a predicted model, not a curated record. The transcript is spliced from 3 exons. Lineage: Eukaryota; Fungi; Ascomycota; Sordariomycetes; Xylariales; Xylariaceae.